Messenger RNA from Lentinula edodes (shiitake mushroom), 2249 nucleotides. RefSeq names its product P-loop containing nucleoside triphosphate hydrolase protein. Bases 67 to 2013 code for a protein of 648 amino acids. NCBI's taxonomy places the organism in Eukaryota, Fungi, Basidiomycota, Agaricomycetes, Agaricales, Omphalotaceae. Gene Ontology annotation, molecular function: ATP hydrolysis activity; ATP binding. The transcript has 4 exons. The record is from RefSeq and is a predicted model, not a curated record.
AUCAAGCUGAGCCCAUUAUUUUUGCUUCAUCAUACUAAUUGACUCGAAUGGGAUCUUCCAACGCGAAUGAACAAAGUCAUGCAUCGCUGGCGUUCGAAUCAAUGUAACAACCUCAGGAGACUCAGCACCAGCAGCAAUGGCAAAUUCGAGACAAUAAUCAACAUCCGCAAUGCUAACGUGUAUCGUUUCGGCGAUGGAAAGUAUGCGCAACCAUUGUUUCGAGAUUUAACGUGGACGGUUGAGGACGGAGAAAGCUGGGCUGUAAUAGGCAGUGGCGGAGGCGGGGAAAAGACUGCUUUAUUAAGUAUGCUCCUUGGGCGUUAUCGAAUUGCUCCUUAUCCUCCUCCUCCAGGCGGCCUAUUUCCUUUUCUUUCUUCAACAGGACUUGACCCUUACUCAGGUGUCUCUAUUGUCGCAUUCGGGCAUCGGCAGCAGGCUGGCGGGGCAUUCUAUGACUACUCUGCAAGAUAUGGUGCAGUCCAUGAAGAAGAUCGUUUGACUCUGCGACAAAAUAUGUUUCCAGAAACUAUACCUCCCCUGCGUAUGCCCUACGAGGAUCCACACGACACACCGGAGCCUAAACAGGCCAUUUCAGGGGAAGAGCUUGCGAGCUUCAACAACUUAGUUACGCAGUUGGGCUUGGAUCAGUUCCUCGACCUUCCGCUUAUUGCGUUAAGCAACGGGCAGACACGUCGCGCGAGGAUCCUCAAAGCUAUCCUGAAUAGGCCGCAGUUGUUACUGCUCGACGAACCGUUGACAGGGCUUGACGUCAAGGCGCGUCCGUUGCUUUCGAGCACAUUACACGACCUUCACUCCAAAAAAGCGCCGAGAAUGAUUUUGGGCCUGAGAGCACAGGAUUCGUUACCUGAUUGGAUUGAUCAUGUCGCAUACGUUAAAGGUUCGACGGUCAUAGCAGGAGAGAGGGAUCAUGUCCUGGGGAGUGUUGAGCGGAGUUUGGGAGGUUGGCACGGGAAGCCGAAGACAAACGGAGUCGCCGAAAAAUCAAGGGCUCAGAUUGGUGGAGUCUUAAUUGACUUGAAGAGCAUUAAAGUCCAAUAUGGCGAUCGGAAAGUGCUCGACCAACUUUCGUGGAAGAUCAGGCAAGGCGAACGAUGGCAUCUUAUUGGAGAAAAUGGCUCGGGAAAAACAACGCUAUUAUCACUUAUCACUGGCGACCAUCCACAGUCCUAUACUCAAACCCGCUACCUUACUUCUGAUUCAGUUUCGAAUACACCAUCCGAAAAUCCUUGCGAAACUUCCUCUCAUCUCGAGCUCUUUUCUCAGCCCCGUUCACGUCUACCUACCACUCUGUUACGUUCCGCCAUAGCCAUUAUGUCACCAGAGCUUUUCGAUGCCUUCCCACGACGUUCGAAUAUGACCGUCUGGGAUGUAAUCGGGACAGGUUUCGACGGCGAUUUCGUACCCAAAGGUAAGAAAGGCGUAGGGAGUGGAAUAGGCAUGAAAGUCGCUUCGGACUCGCACCUGAUGAGGACUGGACGUGGGGGUCACGAAGGUGCAAUGGAAGGUCAAGCUGAAUGGGAUGAAGAAGAAAAUUGGAGAGUAGGACGAGUAUGGGAAGUUUUACAUGCACUCGGUCCGGAAGCUUGGGAACGGGCAAACGUCGGAGGCACGAGGACACAACCAGAUUCUUCUUCACAAAGCUAUCCUUCCGAUGUAACGCGCGAUUUCGCCAAGACCUCCUUCCCAUCUCUACCCCUUCCGCAACAGCGUGUUGUUCUCCUCAUGCGCGCUCUUGUCGGACGCGCUCCGUUAAUUCUAUUGGACGAGGUUUGGAGUGGAAUGGAUGAAAUAAUGGUGAGAGUUGCGAGGGAGUAUCUUCGUGGUGAUUCUUCGUCUACCUCCACAUCACCAGGCGGAGGAGGAAUCGGCUCUGAUCAAGCGGUUGUAGUGAUAACACAUUGGGAAGAAGAGGUUCCUUGGAGUCUGGAUGAGGACCCAGGAGUUUUCAAACGGUUUAGAUUGGGUGGAGGGAAAGGUUUGGUGGAAGAAUGAGCUUCUCAUUCUACAUGGAAUGUUAGAAAUGUUAGAACUAUCAUUAGCGUUUCCCCGCUCGAUUUUCUGGUAUCAAGUGUAAAGCCAAACGACUCAUGACAGAGACUCGUUCGACGUUGUGUUGUAAGGAAAGCUGAUAAGAUUGAGAUCUACUUUAGAUAAGCAGAUUUCACCUCGACAGUGCGCGAGAGAUCUUUUCUUGAGUCUUCCUUAAGCUCCGUAUGCUCAUACUUGUG